Messenger RNA from Cooperia oncophora, 336 nucleotides. NCBI's taxonomy places the organism in Eukaryota, Metazoa, Nematoda, Chromadorea, Rhabditida, Trichostrongylidae. The record is from the annotation of a GenBank genome assembly.
AUGUUCUCCGUAACCGAGUUCGCCGAUCUGAAAGAACGAGUAACGCUUAAAAUGGAUAUUCAUCACUCGAUUCACUCGCACAUUAUCGGAAAAGCAGGUCGCGGCAUUCAACAAGUGAUGCGAUCCACCGGCUGCCACAUUCAUUUCCCAGAUUCCAACAAGUACACUGAUUCUACGAACAAAAGCGAUCAGGUUUCAAUAUCAGGCCCUCCGUUGAGCGUUGAAGCGGCUCGCAAGCUUUUGAGGGCAGUUUCACCCAUCGUCCUCACUUUCGAUUUACCUUGGAUUCAACGAAAAGAACCAGAAAUCCGGGAGAUUCCUCAGGAGGUAACGUAG